This is a messenger RNA of Microthlaspi erraticum, 2373 nucleotides long. The record is from the annotation of a GenBank genome assembly. Lineage: Eukaryota; Viridiplantae; Streptophyta; Magnoliopsida; Brassicales; Brassicaceae.
AUGAAGCUUUGGAGAGAUUCAAGGAGUAUACAAGGAGAUUUCCCAAUCAUGGAUUUUCAGAAGAUAAUCUUUGGAACAUCUUUUACGAUGGGAUUGGAUCACAAAUACAAGCUUUCACUCGAUACUGCGAGCAAUGGUGACUUCAUGACCAAAUCGGUACCGGAGGCAAAGCUUUUGAUUGAGAAUCUUGCUGCUAGUGAUGCCAAUGCCUGCCCUGACUACAAUAGAAGUGUGAAGACCACGAACAUGAUAGGGGAAUGGAAACCCUUUGGGAAUGGACUCGGUCGAGCUAGGCAAACUCGACCGAUUGGUCAAGGAGAUGCUCCAAACCGCCACCAACAGAGACAAGGGAUUGUUCCACCACCAGUGCAGAACCACAACUUUGAGAUCAAGCUGGGAAUGAUCAACCUUGUCCAGAACAAGAUGUUCCAUGGAUUGCCAAGUGAAGACCCCAUUGACCACCUUGAUGAGUUUGAUAGGCUUUGUGAUUUGACAAAGAUCAAUGGUGUCUCUGAAGAUGCCAUCAAGCUGAGACUCUUUCCUAUGUCUCUAGCUGACAAAGCUCACCAAUGGGAGAAGAGCUUGCCCCAUGGCACAAUCACCACUUGGGAUGAAUGCAAGAAGGCCUUUCUUGCUAAGUUUUUCUCCACCGGUCGCACAGCCAAGCUUAGAGGAGAGAUAUCCAGCUUCAUCCAGCGAAACAAUGAGACAUUCGCAGAGGCUUGGGAGAGGUUCAAAGGCUACACAAGUCAGUGCCCACACCAUGGAUUCAACAAUGAAUCACUACUCUCCACUCUUUAUAGAGGAUGCUUGCCUAGGUAUAGGGAGAUGCUAGACACAGCUAGCAAUGGGAACUUCCUCAACCAGGAUGUAGAUGAUGGCUGGCAACUUGUGGAGAACAUAGCUAACUCAAAUGGAAGCUAUGGAGAAGAGUAUGAUCGCACCAACCGGAGCUCGACCCACCACUCGAUCGAGUCAGACGAAAAGUUGAGAAAAGAUGUUAAGGCAUUGAAUGAGAAGUUGGAUAAGCUGAUCCUAGCUCAGUCCACAAUGAAGAAAGUCAACUUUGUGUCUGCUGAGGAGAUGGAACCAGUCCAAGAAGGGGAGGAUACACAAUUUGCUGAGGUGUGCUACAUGAGCAAUGGGCAAGGAGGUUACAACAAAGGAUACUAUAAUUACAAGUCCAACCCUGCCAUGUCAUACCGCAACACUGAUGUUGCUAACCCUCAGGACCAAGUAUAUCCUCAACAACAAGCAGCUCGAUCGAGUCAGGUGCCACAACAUGGGUAUGGUCAAAAGAACAAUUACCAAGGACCACAAGGCACUUUCCCUGGACAACAAAUGAAUAUCCCACCAGGCUUCCCCCACCAACCGCCCCAGCCUGCACCUUCACAAGAGAAUGAGCUCAAGGCAAUGCUAAAGCAACUACUUCAAGGGCAAGCUGAUGGGGUAGUGGACACAAGCAAGAAGCUAGCUGAAAUAAACUCUAAGAUCGAGAACCUCAACACAAGGGUUUACUCUCUGGAGAAUCAUGCUUCUUCUGUUGCUGCUGCUACAAAGCAAGGACAACUACCUGGUAAAGCUAUUCAGAACCCCAAGGAACAGUGCAAGGUCAUCUUCACUCAAGAAGGACUUGUUGAAGAAGAGGAUCAAGAAAGGGUCAUUGAAGAUUUUUGUUUACUGCUGAAUGAUGAAGAGAUUGUUGCUGCUGAGGCUCCUGGAGUCCAGAUUGAUCAACCAGAAGUGCAGGCACCUACUGUGGCCAUUCACACUUCACCACCUGUUUUGCUUGAUCCUUACCAACCGGUUGCCGCUUCCUCGUCUCGCCUACUUAGUCAAGGUCACAAGGAAGUGAUUCACAAGUUCAGAAGAGAUCUCAGUGGGAUUGGAAUUGAGUUGCCUCCUAUGGAUAGCAUGAGUGAGGCAUUUGAUCAAAUGCAAAUGGUCAAGGAUGUUCUAGCCAACAGUGAUAAAGUUUCAGAGGUCCUACAAGAGUCUACUCAUCAGUUCAACCUGCUUACUUCACCCACCUUCCUACCAAAGGUCAAGGAUCAAGGGAAAUUCACUCUCCCUUGCACACUUGGGCAUCUUGAGAUUGACAAUGCCUUAGUGGAUUCUGGAGCAAGCAUCAAUCUGAUCUCUCUCUCCAUGGCAGAGAAGCUAGGCAUUGCUGGAGCCUUGCAGCGCCCUACUACUUCAAUCAUGUUUGGAGAUGCAACUUCUAAGUCUCCUCUUGGAGUGUUCAAGAACUAUCACUUGAAAAUUGGAGAAUGCAUCAUCCAAACUGAUCUCACUGUGAUGGAAAUGGAAGAAGAGAAGGAUUACCUCUGUUAUUGGGAACCCCUUUCCUUAGUACAGUUGGCGCUUCAAUAG